Molecule: messenger RNA, 357 nt
Organism: Vittaforma corneae ATCC 50505
Lineage: Eukaryota; Fungi; Microsporidia; Nosematidae
Exons: 1
Coding region: 1-357 (118 amino acids)
Source: RefSeq, a predicted model, not a curated record
AUGAAAAGAGCAAAUAAGACAAAUGUAAAGAACGUAAGUCUGAAUCUAAACAGUCUUAGUCUUGCCAACUCUCUUCCUCCAUCUUUCUACCAAAAAGAAGCUAGGGUGGUUUUAAAGAGAUACAACACAAAUGAUCGGAACUUCAAGUUUUUCUUUCUGGAAUUCCUUGAACUUUCAAGAGAUUCCGUUGAUAUUGAAACAUUGAGAGAAGCAGUAAGCAAGUUACAGCGACACGUAUGCAUGAGAAUAAAUGCCGAAAGAGAUACGGAAAGAAUAGUAAUUCCAAUUAGAAACAAAAUCAAGAUACAGAAAAGAAGACAGUUAGACCAAGAAGACCUGGAAAUAGAAUACGAAUAG